CUGGUUGGUUUGUCAAGGGCAUUUUUAAUCUCCACGGUAAACCCUGGCUGGGGGGUGGGGGUGGCAGGGAAAGAAUGACGAUUGGUAGAGCAUAUGCCUGUCCAGGUGCACUGGAGCUGGGAGCAAAGGAGGCUCUGCGAGAGGAGGGCCAGUUCAGCCGCAGCAGGAGGACUGACAGGGGCCUGAUGGAGGAGUUGGUGGGGCUGCGUGAAGGCUCCUCAGGGGACCCUGUGACUCUGCGGGAGCUGUGGGGCCCGUGUCCCCGCAUCCGCCGAGGCGUCCGAGGUGGCCUGGAGUGGCUAAAGCAGAAGCUGUUCCGCCUGGGCGAGGACUGGUACUUCCUGAUGACCCUCGGGGUGCUCAUGGCCCUGGUCAGCUAUGCCAUGAACUUUGCCAUCGGGCGUGUGGUCCGAGCGCACCAGUGGCUGUAUGGGGAGAUUGGGGACAGCCCCCUACUCCGGUAUCUCUCCUGGACUGUGUACCCUGUGGCCCUCGUCUCUUUCUCCUCGGGCUUCUCCCAGAGCAUCACGCCCUCCUCUGGAGGUUCUGGAAUCCCAGAGCUGAAGACCAUGUUGGCGGGUGUGAUCUUGGAGGACUACCUGGAUAUCAAGAACUUUGGGGCCAAGGUGGUGGGCCUCUCCUGCACCCUGGCCACCGGCAGCACCCUGUUCCUGGGCAAAGUGGGCCCUUUCGUGCACCUGUCUGUAAUGAUCGCUGCCUACCUGGGCCGUGUGCGCACCACGACCAUCGGGGAGCCUGAGAACAAGAGCAAGCAAAAUGAAAUGCUGGUGGCAGCGGCGGCAGUGGGCGUGGCCACAGUCUUUGGCGCUCCCUUCAGCGGCGUCCUGUUCAGCAUCGAGGUCAUGUCUUCCCACUUCUCUGUCUGGGAUUACUGGAGGGGUUUCUUUGCGGCCACCUGCGGGGCCUUCAUGUUCCGGCUCCUGGCGGUCUUCAACAGCGAGCAGGAGACCAUCACCUCCCUCUACAAGACCAGUUUCCGAGUGGAUGUUCCGUUCAACUUGCCUGAGAUCUUCUUUUUUGUGGCGCUGGGUGGCAUCUGCGGUGUCCUGAGCUGUGCUUACCUCUUCUGUCAGCGAACCUUCCUCAGCUUCAUCAAGUCCAAUCGGUUCAGCUCCAAACUGCUGGCCACCAGCAAGCCUGUGUACUCCGCUCUGGCCACCUUGCUUCUUGCCUCCAUCACCUACCCGCCUGGUGUGGGCCACUUGCUAGCUUCUCGGCUGUCCAUGAAGCAGCAUCUGGACUCGCUGUUCGACAACCACUCCUGGGCGCUGAUGACCCAGAACUCCAGCCCACCCUGGCCCGAGGAGCUUGACCCCCAGCACCUGUGGUGGGAAUGGUACCACCCGCAGUUCACCAUCUUUGGGACCCUUGCCUUCUUCCUGGUUAUGAAGUUCUGGAUGCUGAUUCUGGCCACCACCAUCCCCAUCCCAGCUGGGUACUUCAUGCCCAUCUUUAUCCUUGGAGCUGUCAUCGGGCGCCUCUUGGGAGAGGCUCUUGCUGUCGCCUUCCCUGAGGGCAUCGUGGCUGGAGGGGUUACCAAUCCCAUCAUGCCCGGGGGGUAUGCCCUGGCAGGGGCUGCGGCCUUCUCAGGGGCUGUGACCCACACCAUCUCCACGGCACUGCUGGCCUUUGAGCUGACCGGCCAGAUAGUGCAUGCUCUGCCUGUGCUGAUGGCGGUGCUGGCAGCCAACGCCAUUGCACAGAGCUGCCAGCCCUCCUUCUACGAUGGCACCAUCAUUGUCAAGAAGCUGCCAUACCUGCCAUGGAUUCUGGGCCGCAACAUCAGCUCCCACCGCGUGAGGGUGGAGCACUUCAUGAACCGCAGCAUCAACACACUGGCCAAGGACACGCCGCUGGAGGAGGUGGUCAAGGUUGUGACCUCCACAGACGUGGCCGAGUAUCCCCUGGUGGAGAGCACAGACUCCCAGAUCCUGGUGGGCAUCGUGCAGAGGGCCCAGCUGGUGCAGGCCCUCCAGGCUGAGCCUCCUUCCAGGGCUCCAGGACACCAGUGUCUCCAGGACAUCUUGGCUGGGGGCUGCCCCACGGAACCAGUGACCCUGACGCUAUUCUCAGAGACCACCUUGCACCAGGCACACAACCUCUUUAAGCUGUUGAACCUUCAGUCCCUCUUCGUGACAUCGCGGGGCAGAGCUGUGGGCUACGUGUCCUGGGUGGAGAUGAAGAAAGCAAUUUCCAACCUGACAAAUCCACCAGCCCAAAAGUCAGCCAGCCCAGCAAGAUGAACAGGGCACCCCAGCUGCCCUGGUACUGAGGUUGGGCUGAGACCCUGCCUCUCUUCCCCCAUCACCACCUGCCCCUCCCUUCAGCCCAGCUCCAUUCUUUGGCACAACAGGCAACUCUAACCCAGCCCGGAAGAAGAUGGCUCAUCCUGGGUGGGACGAUGGCUCCUGCCUUGAAAGACAAAUCCCACCUUGGACAGAGCUGAGUGUGAGAAGAUGGAAAACCAGCAUCUGCCAGGUGCUCAGUGACUGGCCAUCACGUUAAUGAAUGACGAGAUUGGAGUACGCUGUCACCAAAGGCAGGCACAGAUGCCCUGUGGGGUUGUCUGAUUCCCAGUGAGAGGCUCCUGAGAAAAAUAAAGCUGGUUCCCAGA
Messenger RNA from Nomascus leucogenys (northern white-cheeked gibbon), 2635 nucleotides. RefSeq names its product chloride voltage-gated channel Ka (gene CLCNKA). NCBI's taxonomy places the organism in Eukaryota, Metazoa, Chordata, Mammalia, Primates, Hylobatidae. Gene Ontology annotation, cellular component: membrane. Gene Ontology annotation, molecular function: voltage-gated chloride channel activity. The record is from RefSeq and is a predicted model, not a curated record. Gene Ontology annotation, biological process: chloride transport; transmembrane transport.